This is a messenger RNA of Porites lobata, 8385 nucleotides long. The record is from the annotation of a GenBank genome assembly. NCBI's taxonomy places the organism in Eukaryota, Metazoa, Cnidaria, Anthozoa, Scleractinia, Poritidae.
AUGCCCAAAAGAAACAAACAACUUAAAGUUCAGAACAACAAGAGGUUAAAAGUAAAAUGGUUGAAAGAUGUCGUUGAUAAUGAUAACGAUGAUGAUGAUGAUGAUAUGGAUUAUCAGUAUGAAAGGUUCACAAGAGUACAGUCCUCUGAAGGAGCUUCAUGGAAGGAGUAUAUAUAUGUUUCUUUUUGCCUACAUGAGUUUUGUACAACUUCUACACAAAAACACCCAGUGACAUAGAUUUGUUCAUUAUAUAAUUUUACAGUUGUUUUGUUACAUAAGUUACGUUUUAGGAUGACACUUUGUGUAAGCUUACUUCGGAUGUCCCACUUGCGAAAUAGCACGUUUUUUGGAGGCUCACAAUAAAAGUUCGUCUUGCAUGAACUACCGGACUUGAGUAGACUUCAUGGUGUCCCCAAUGUGACCUAUACGCAGACCAAGGAACUCGAAGAAACAGUUUGGAGCCUUCGCGGAUACUCCAGGAAAAAGAUUCGAAGGGACACGGUGAGCAAUAAUAGAAAACUACGCCGUCCGCCAUCUUGGAUUUUGGAAAGUGCCACAAAUUUUCUUUACUGAAGCCAUCCCAACACAGGUGUACGAGUCGAGAUUGCUCAUCCACUUAUUUAGAACGUCAAUCCAGCCCAGUAGAGUCCCGGAACAGACAAUGCAGUCAGAGAAAUAUGGGAAAAUGAGCAAAAAAACCCCCCGAUCAAUCGCGGUAGCUGAUCUCACACAAGCAAUUCAGUCACCAUCCCAGAAACCGACAACGAGAGGAGGGGGCAACAAGCUGCAAUCGAGCAAGCUGCUAAAGCAAGGCUACAUGGAGUUGAAAUGCCCAAGAGGUUGGACUUCACUUCCAAAAAGCUACACCACGAAUAUUUGUGCUUCAAGACCUUUGCAAAGAAUGUUUUAGAAUGGUACGACAGGCUUGAGGACAGUGUUAAAGUAAUCAAAGUGCUAAUGUGGAUGGGGCCUGAAGCAUGCGUCAAACACGAGCUACACCCAUUCCCAUGCAGAGACAAGGAAAAACUCACCCCGCUGUGGAACUUCUUUGACAAUUUGUGUUCCAAGAAGAAAGGUUGCCAAGGAUUGUGGAACGCCCCGAGAAUGACACUGAAGUUCAUGAAACAGGAGAAAGGAGAGUCAGUGGACAUUUUCUACUGUUGGAUACGUGAUGUCCCCCACCAGCGGAAGUACGAUACCGCGAUACAAAAAUUCCUAGAGGCGUAAACCCUCAAAAAAGGCUUGAAAAACACGAAAAUUAUAGAGAAAGUCUAUGCACUACAAAAAGAAGCAGACGCUGGCCGUGUUCUGGACAGCGCUGGAGCUGAGGAACAAGCUCAGAUGCACAUACGGAAAGUGGAAAAGAUUCGAGGGAUCAGAACUUGGGAGAAACUAAAAGCGCAGAAGAGCUCAGACAACAAAAGAAGCCCUUCAGCAAAAAGUCCAACGCUUCCAGGGAUGGACGCACCAAAAAUCAGUACGCCUGCAAAAGAAGCAGACGCAAACACGGUCCCAAACAGUGCCCUGCCUACGGGAAAGAAUGCAGUAAAUGCAAUAAAAAAGGACCACUUUGCUGAGCAGUGCCGUAGCAAGGCAAAAGCCGAUCCUUCCAGCAAGCAAUCUAGCCAGCAGAAACAAAUACCCAGACUCAAAAAGAAGUUUCACGAAGCAACUGCAGACUCAGGGGGUAGCGAAGCAGACUUCUCAGAGUAUGACACUGACGAGGUCACAGUGCAAGUUGACUCUAUAGAAGCAAGGGCUGAAGAAACCAAGUCUACCAAGACGGAUUUCGGCAAGAAACUGCCCAAACAUGUAACCAAGGCCUAUCUAGACAAGGACCAAUCACCUGAUGUAUUGUAUGCCACUGUUGAGCUUGAAUUACCAGACGGGAGUACAAAGAAGCUCAAGGGCAAGGUCAACACUGGAGCUCAGGUGAACUUGAUGAAUUAUAUGACAUGCCGAGAAAUCUUUGGCCACGAUGUAGAGAGAAUUUUGCACAACAGUCAAGUGAAACUCACAGGCUAUGGAGGAAAGCGCUUCAGGAACCACGGAAAAUUCCGUAUUGACUGUGUUUGCCACAAUAGUGUCGUUGGCCAACGCGCUGAAUUCUAUGGCAGUAACUUGUUCUCACUAAAAUUCACCUGUGCAAGAUUAUGUGUGAGGAGGAGACCGACUGCAAGGACUGCCAUGGCCCCUAUGAUGCGAGUGAGGUCAGAGGUGGUACUGAGGAGGAAACAGAAGUUACUCCAGCACCAGACCAAGACCCAGCAAAACCCAAGUACUCUCUCAAGGUGAGGAAGCCCAUUGAAAUCAGGGAUACAACCGAAGUCCCAAAGGAUGUCAGUCACGUGUUUGAAGGUGUUGGAAACUAAAAGGCUACCAAUACCGGAUCGAGAUAGAUGAAAAAGUCAAACCAAUGGUCAGCCGCAGAUACAGUGUACCUCCACCAAUGCAGGAGCCUCUGAAGAAGAACUUAGACUGGAUGGUGGGCAUUGGUGUCAUCAAAAAGUAAGAAGACGCAACACCAUGGGUAGGUAAGCAAUGUACUGUGCACACCCAAGCCCAAUGAAGACAUCCGGAUAUGCCUAGAUCCAAAGCCACUCAACAAGGCAGUGAAGAGGCCUCACCAUUAUGCACCAAAAAUGGAUAUAUUACAGAAACUACACGGUUGCAAGUAUUUCUCCACCCUUGACCAAUCGUCAGGCUAUUGGAAUAUCGAAGUACAUCCAGACAGCAUACACCUACUCACAACACGCCAUUUGGACAAAAUGCAUACAAAAGGCUUCCAUUUGGGCUCGUGAGUAGCCAAGACGUAUUCCAAAGUGCCGCCAAUGAGACAUUCAGUGACAUCCCUGAUGUCUAAUACAUUGCAGAUGAUGUACUAAUUGCUGCAAGGACAAAGCAGGAACACGAUUUGGCAGUAAACAGGAUCAUCCAACGAUGUCGAGACUCAGGCUUCAGGCUCAAUCCAAAGUAAGCAAAGAUCCUACUAGAGGAGAUCAAUUAUUUCGGCCAUACCCUGAUGAAGGAGGGAUUAAAACCAGACGCAAAGAAGAUCCAAGGGAUAAAGCGGUUGGCUGUGCCAAGGAACAAGCAGGAGCUACAGUCACUGCUAGGAAUGUUCAAAUACCUGGGAAAGUUGAUACCCAACCUGGCUGACAAGACGCAGGACCUCCGUGCUCUGGUAAAGAAGAAUGUAGAAUUUGUGUGGGAAGAGAGACAGGUCAGAGACAACAUGAUAUUGCAGUACUUUGACCCACAGAAAGAAAUCGUUAUCGAGUGUGAUUCCAGCCAAAAGGGCCUGGGUGCAUGUAUACUCAAGGAUGGCAAGCCAGUCAAUUUCUCAUCUAGAAGCUUGAUUGAUGCAGAAACGAGAUACUGUAACCUGGAACGCGAGCUGCUUGCUGUCGCCUGGGCAGUCAAUCAUUACCGACAGUACAUGUAUGGACGAAGAUUCAAGAUAGUCAGUGACCACAGUCCAUUACAACAGAUCAUUAAGAAAGACAUAAGAGACUCGACCACCCGGCUGCAACGACUUUUGCUGCUAGGUCAAGGCUACGAUUUCACAAUCAAAUACAAGAAGGGUGUUGAGAUGCACAUAUCCAACUGCCUCUCAAGGUGUGUGCCGCUACCAGCACCCAACCAAGGACCAGUAUUCCCAGAGACCAACCAAAUUGAGAUAUUUGAGGUCGCUGUGGCAAAUGAAUCUGACAUACAGAGGAUCCGAUUAACUCAAAAGAAAGAUCCAGUCUUCCAGGAGCUAGAGCACCUAUGUCAGGAAGGAUGACCAGAACACUGCAAUCAAGUGCCCGAGUUGGCCAUAGCUUACUGGGAUUACAGACACGACAUUGCAGUCAUCGAUGGGAUCAUUGUGAAGAGCCAAAGGAUCCUGGUGCCACAGAAAAUGGGUGAGUGUUUACUCCGAAAGCUGCACCGGGUCCAUCAAUACCGAGUCCUAUUCAAAGAGCCAGAGACAAGUGGUUCUGGCCUGGCAUGUCGGAACAGAUCAGGAGACUUAUUCUGACCUGCCCACACCAACCCAGACAGAAACAAGCAGCAGUUAUCCCUGUGACCACAACCAAUGCCAGGCACAUUCUGGGUUGCGACAUUUUUCAGCAUGCUGGUCGAUAGUACAGUUGCAUUGUCGACUACCACACAAGGUACCCGUGGGUGAAGCCAAUCAAGAACCAAGAAGCAGAUACAGUGAUCCAACAUUUCCAGAGUGUCUGCAACCAGUUUGGUUAGCCUAUGGAGGUAGUGACCAAUCGAGGCUCUCAGUACACUUCCAGCGACUUGCAAGAACUCUGUUAGAAAUUCAACAUCGUCCACAAGCCAGGGUCCCCUCACCCUCAGUGGAAGAACAGCCGCUGAGAAAAUGCCAUUGGUAGGCCCAAAAGGUUGCUUGAGAAGCCCAAGGAAGAAGAAACGCCAAUAGAAGACAUGCUUCUGAACAUCCGGGACACACCAUUAGACGCCAACACCCCUUCACCCUAUGAGCUGAUGUUUCACAGGAGGGUCAAAUCAGACCUACCAUCAAUACCACUUAGCCUGUUCGACAGCACCAACAGCACCAAUGCAGGCCACAGAAGUGUGAAGCACGCAGAGAGAACAAUGAAAGCGAAAACAGAGGUCAACCACCAAGGCUGGAGCAACACCAAACAAUCAUGUUUAUGAAGAAACCUCAGGCAAAGAAGGCCCGAUAGUCAAGUGGAACGGUCAUUUCAGUGGACGGACAACGAUCAUAGACCGUGGAAGACGACACAACCAGAACACAAUAUUCCAGAGACCGGGUCCAUAUCAAGCCAAUCCCUGGGUAUGACCCCACUCUACCUACUGCAAAAGCUUCCUCGGAGGGAAGAAGGUGCAUCAGUUCCAGUGGAAAUGCCAGACACCAAGGUUACGGCUAACCCACCAAAGCCGAGGCCAGAGACCCCAAUACAACAGAAACUUGACAAUCCAACAGACAGCGUCAGAACAUCCUGACCAAGGCGUAUCAUUAAAGCACCAGCGAAAUAUGGAUAUGAAUAAAACCUCGAAAGUGACUUUUUAACCAUAAGUGACUAAUAAAGGAUGUGACGAUGACCAGUGCAAAAUCGGUAAUGAAUCUGAGUUUUUGUAAAAACAUUUCUAGUUUAAAACAGUGCUUGAUAUCAAUCCUUAGUAAUUGCCAAUUACUGUUUAACCAUUGCAGUUUUUAUUUCGUUAUACAAAAUAGGAUCUUAGUGUAUCCUUCAUCCCCAGUCGUUACUGUAAUUGAGAACUAAUAUUUUUCAUCUUAACAGGAACUCUGCCUUUUUAUCAACAAGGGGGAUGACGUAGAUUUGCUUGUUAUAUAAUUUUGCAGUUGUUUUGUUACAUAAGUUACGUUUUAGGAUGACACUUUGUGUAAGCUUAUUUCGGAUGUCCCGCUUGCAAAAUAGCAUGUUUUUUGGAGGCUUGCAAUAAAAGUUCGUCUUGCAUGAACUACCGGACGCGAGUAUACUUCACCCAGUUCAGUCAUUUCUGGAAUUUCUUCAUUUUUGUGUGUUUGUGUUCUAUUUCACUGGUGUAAAUUGCUCUUAUAUACAUUUAAGGAACUUCUCUUAAACUUAGAACGAAGUGUAUAAAAGAGGACACCAACCACCUUAAACCAAACUUAAAAUAAUCACAAAGAGGAAGUUUAUUGUCGAAGCAUUAGUGACUAUAACAGUCAAACCCUUUUAAUGUAUACACCGAGGGGCAAGUAGAAAGUGUCAGGGUGUUGUAUUAGAAAGGUUGAAUUUAGAGAAAAAUAAUGUUAGCCAAUUUUGCUUCCCUUGGGUCAGCAAAAUGCGUAGUUACUAAAACAAGGAAUGACCUACAAUGACCUACAAUGAGCUACUAUCACCGAACGUGUAAUCCCUGUAAGCUAAAAUGAAGAUUUUAGAAAAAGACCAAAAAAGAAGAUCAGGGGACGUGUGUCGUAGUUACUAAAACAAGGAAUAAUCUACAAUGACCUACAAUGACCUACAAUGAUCUACGAUGACCUACUACGAGCUACAAUGAGUUACUACGAGCUAAAAUAAGUUAAAAUAAGCCCUACAAUGAGCUACAAAAUGACAGACAAUGAUGUUUGUCGUGUGUCACGCUUGGACGUGACACUAGGCUUAUAGUAUUAAAUUGCCAAGCACAUUUUGAAAAAGCAAACAAAAAUUGUGCCUGAUCUCAGGUAACUUGAGAAAGUUGAAAAUAGAUUAUUACAAUCGCGUUUUUACCGGUAUAGCACUAUUAUACCCUGUAUUGACGGAAGUCAUGCAGGCACUCCCUUAGUAUGGGCCUCUGAGCAGGAUAUGGAUUUUACUAUUUAGCGUUACAAACAGAGCAUCCUGUUGGACUGAAAGCCAUUUAAAGGGUCUUAUGAUGUUUUAUACAGGCCAUGGUACUUAAAAAUAUGAACAAUUUUUCUUUUAAACAGGGUCAGAAUUUGAAGGCCUCCUUUGUUCAUCUCUACCCUUACGUCCCUUAAAGAUCCCCCCGGAUCGACUGUUGGGGUGACUGUGUUUGUUCAAUUUGUUUGACAAAAAGACAAGACAAAAUAAAACUAAUGCAAAAGGUUGCAAGGGAUGGUUUGGACAAAAGUCACAGUAUCAUCAUACAUGUAUUAUUACACUGUAAAUUUAUCUCCAAGCGUAAUAAUUAGAGAUGCUGUCACCGUUAAAUGGGCUGUCAUGCAGUAGACUAAACGCGUUACGUUUACGGAGACAUGUCUCCUGAUCUUUUUUUUUGUCUUUUUCUAAAAUUUUCAUUUUAGCUCAUUACAGGGAUUACACGUUCGGUCAUAGUAGCUCAUUGUAGGUCAUUGUAGAUCAUUGUAGGUCAUUCCUUGUUUUAGUAACCACGCAACAAAAUGACCGUAAAAAUGAGGUGUUUGUAUAGAAGGGUUUGACUGUGUUACGACAGCUGAUCUAUCGCAAGUGGUUAGUACUGAUUAUCAUCAUCACUUCAUCUUUUUAUUUCACUUCUGAUAAAUCAGCCCUAGCCUGUUAUUUAAUACACUUCAACACACGACUUGAUUCAUCUUAAGUCUUCUGUAAAUGUGAUGUCAACAUAUGUUAAGAGCAAACCAAACAUUAAAACAAAAAACUCUUUUGAUCUUUGAAUCGAUCUCUAUUAAUUUCACAGCUUUUUUUGAACAGGUUUACAUUUUACAAACAAAAGUAAGCUGGUAAAAGAGAAAGCUAAAAGUAAAUCUAUUACAAGUUAAUGAAAGGUGUUCAAAUCUGAGAUGUACGCUUUAUAUAUGAUGGGAACCUUCCUUUAAGAAAGUAACUUGUCAUAUUGUUUUAGCUUAAUAAAGGAAAGAAAACCAAAGUUGCUCUUGUGAAGCAUAUCACGUCCUGUUUUGUCAUUUAAUUAUGUGUUUGUGUCAUGCUGUGCAUGGAUUUGUGACUAACCUAUGGUUUUGGUCUUUCUGUUUUUGUCCAACCAGAGGUUGUCGGAAGGUUUUUGUGGCAUUAUAGGGACAGGCAUUUUUAUGUUUCGGCGACAUGUGUAAUACUACUACUACUACUACUACUACUACUACUACUACUACUACUACUAAUAAUAAUGUCUUUAUUUCGUCAAAAUAUAAAACUACACAGCAGUCUGCCAAGCCAUCCCUGCCAUAGUUCAUGUACAUGUUCAUGUUGUGAAGUACUGUUUAUUCUGUAAAUUUGAGUUUGUACAAUGCAGUGCAUGGUUUUUUGACCAAGCUACAGGUCUGGUCUUUUUGCUUUUGUCCAACCAGAGGUUGUUGGAAUGUGUUUAUGGCAUUUAUAGGGACAGGCAUUUUAUAUGUUCUGGCGACAUGUGUAGUCUGCCAAGCUAUCCCUGCCAUAGUUCACGUAUAAGUUCAUGUUGUGAUGUCCUGUUACAUUGUUUAAUUUUGGGUUUGUACCAUGCAGUGCAUGGUUUUUUGACCAAGCUAGAGGUGUGGUAUUAUAUAGGUUUUCCAACCAGAGGUUGUUGGAAGGUUUUCUUUAUGGUACUAUAAAAACAGGCAUGUUAUAUAUUUUUGGAUAUAUGUGAAAUCGGCGGUUAUGCCAUGGUUAUCUCGAAGUUGUUGUUCUUGAUCAUGUUGAGAUCUUCUUCAGUCAUUUAGACGGAGCAAAUUUGAUAAUUAAACUCCUUGAUCAACGUUGUUGUUGAAUGUUGUUUUGUUAAUCAUAUCAAGCCUAUGGGCAUUCAAUUUACUUGUGUCAUUGGGCAUUUGCUGAAAUUUAUAUAAUCUGGGUUGGUUCUUUAUGGGCAUAAUGACCUUGUUAGCAAUGGAAAAGCUUGCUAUAUGUUUCUAGCUUACAUGAAUACUGGUGUUGAGUUAUUUUACGUUUCAGGAUGUCUCGACGGGUAUCAGCUAAAGUGAAGAGAAAAACUACUAUCUUGUAA